This is a messenger RNA of Pipistrellus nathusii (Nathusius's pipistrelle), 2586 nucleotides long. NCBI's taxonomy places the organism in Eukaryota, Metazoa, Chordata, Mammalia, Chiroptera, Vespertilionidae. The record is from the annotation of a GenBank genome assembly.
AUGGCGGGCCCGGGCCCGGGCGCGGCGCUGGAGACCCCGCGGCAGGUGCUGGGCCGAAUCCGCUUCCUGGCGGAGGCGGCGCAGAGCCUCCGCGCUGGGCGGCCGCUGCCCGCGGCGCUGGCCUUCGUGCCGCGCGAGGUGCUCUACAAGCUCUACAAGGACCCCGCGGGCCCGCCGCGCGUGCUGCUGCCCGUGUGGGAGGCGGAGGGCCUGGGGCUGCGCGUGGGAGCGGCGGGCCCGGCCUCGGGGCCCGGCUCCGGGCCGCUCCGCGCCGCCCGCAGCAGCAUCGAGCUGCGGCGCGGCUCCUGCGUGCGCACCACCGGCGAGGAGCUGUGCAACGGCCACGGGCUCUGGGUGAAGCUGACCAAGGAGCAGCUGGCCGAGCACCUGGGCGACUGCGGGCUGGACGAAGGCUGGCUGCUGGUGUGCCGCCCGGCCGAGGGCGGGGCCCGCCUGGUGCCCAUCGACACCCCCGACCACCUCCAGCGGCGCCAGCAGCUCUUCGGCGUGGACUACCGCCCGCUGCUCAGGUGGGAACAGGUGGUGGACCUGACCUACUCCCAUCGCCUGGGAGCGAAGCCCCAGCCCGCGGAGGCAUACACGGAAGCUGUCCAAAGGCUCCUCUUUGUGCCCCCGACGUGGACCUACGAGUGCGACGAGGACCUCAUCCACUUCCUGUACGACCACCUGGGCAAGGAGGAUGAGAACCUGGGGAGCGUGAAGCAGUAUGUGGAGAGCAUAGACGUCUCCUCCUACACGGAGGAGUUCAAUGUGUCCUGCCUGACAGACAGCAAUGCAGACACCUACUGGGAGAGCGAUGGAUCCCAGUGCCAGCACUGGGUGCGGCUUACCAUGAAAAAGGGCACCAUUGUCAAGAAGCUGCUACUCACAGUUGAUACCACAGAUGACAACUUCAUGCCCAAGAGGGUGGUGGUCUAUGGGGGCGAAGGGGACAACCUGAAGAAGCUGAGUGACGUGAGCAUUGACGAGACUCUGAUCGGGGAUGUCUGUGUCCUGGAGGAUAUGACGGUCCACCUUCCCAUCAUUGAGAUCCGCAUUGUGGAGUGCCGAGAUGACGGGAUUGAUGUGCGUCUUCGAGGGGUCAAGAUCAAGUCAUCUAGACAGCGGGAGCUCGGGUUGAACGCAGACCUUUUCCAGCCGGCCAGCCUGGUGCGAUACCCACGCCUGGAAGGCACUGACCCAGAAGUCCUAUACCGCAGAGCUGUUCUCCUGCAGAGAUUCAUAAAGAUCCUAGACAGCGUCCUGCACCACCUGGUACCUGCCUGGGACCACACGCUGGGCACUUUCAGUGAGAUUAAGCAAGUGAAGCAGUUCCUGCUGCUGUCACACCAGCGGCCAAGCCUGGUGGCCCAGUGCCUGCGGGAUUCAGAGAGCAGCAAGCCCAGUUUCAUGCCACGCCUGUACAUCAACCGGCGCCUUGCCAUGGAACACCGAGCCUGCCCUCUAAGGGACCCCGCCUGCAAGAACGCUGUCUUCACCCAGGUUUAUGAAGGCCUCAAGCCCUCUGACAAGUAUGAAAAGCCCCUGGACUACAGGUGGCCCAUGCGCUAUGACCAGUGGUGGGAGUGUAAAUUCAUUGCCGAAGGCAUUAUUGACCAAGGGGGUGGCUUCCGGGACAGCCUCGCAGACAUGUCGGAAGAGCUGUGUCCUAGCUCGGCAGACACCCCCGUGCCUCUGCCCUUCUUUGUGCGCACGGCCAACCAGGGCAAUGGCACAGGUGAGGCCCGGGACAUGUAUGUGCCCAACCCCUCCUGCCGAGACUUUGCCAAGUACGAGUGGAUUGGACAGCUGAUGGGGGCUGCCCUUCGGGGUAAGGAGUUCCUGGUCCUGGCUCUGCCUGGCUUUGUGUGGAAGCAGCUGUCCGGUGAGGAGGUGAGCUGGAGCAAGGACUUCCCAGCUGUGGACUCCGUGCUGGUGAAGCUCCUGGAAGUGAUGGAAGGAAUGGACAAGGAGACAUUUGAGUUCAAGUUUGGGAAGGAGCUAACCUUCACCACUGUACUGAGUGACCAGCAGGUGGUGGAGCUGAUCCCUGGUGGUACAAGCAUCGUGGUGGAAUAUGAGGACCGUUCCCGUUUCAUCCAACUGGUACAGAAGGCACGGCUAGAAGAAAGCAAGGAACAGGUGGCAGCCAUGCAGACGGGUCUGCUGAAGGUGGUGCCGCAGGCUGUGCUGGACUUGCUGACCUGGCAAGAGUUAGAGAAGAAGGUGUGUGGGGACCCAGAGGUCACUGUGGACGCUCUGCGCAAGCUCACCCGCUUCGAGGACUUCGAGCCGUCUGACACGCGGGUGCAGUAUUUCUGGGAGGCACUGAACAACUUCACCAAUGAGGACCGGAGCCGCUUCCUCCGCUUUGUCACAGGCCGCAGCCGCCUGCCUGCACGUAUCUACAUCUACCCAGACAAGCUGGGCUGUGAGACCACAGACGCGCUGCCCGAGUCUUCCACCUGCUCCAGCACCCUCUUCCUACCGCAGUAUGCCAGCGCCAAGGUCUGCGAGGAGAAGCUCCGCUACGCGGCUUACAACUGUGUGGCCAUCGACACCGACAUGAGCCCCUGGGAGGAGUGA